UUGGCUGCACGGCUCGCGUGCGUCGAAGGAUUUUGCCGGAAGUUCAAAUGGGUUUGUGUCAAAUGUAGCCGAGCUGCCAAAGGAAACAUCUGAGUCCUGCUGUGUGAUAGACUUUAAAACAGAACAUAAAGGUUGUUUCAUCACAUUGACCUUCCUGAAGACAGCUGAGAAGGGCAUCAAAACAAUGGCACUGAGCGUACCAUGAGGUUUGAGCUGCGGACCUCAAAUGAAACAUCGCAUUCAACUUUGACAACCAGUACGGUGGAGAACGGGCAGCUUCCCGACCCCGCCCACUGGGCCGUAGCCGAUGUUGUCAAUUAUUUUAAAGCUACUGGAUUUGAAGAGCAAGCCAACGCUUUCAAGGAUCAGGAAAUCGAUGGCAAGUCUCUAUUGUUAAUGACUCGCAACGACGUCCUGACUGGACUCUCAAUAAAACUGGGCCCGGCUCUGAAGAUUUACGAGUACCACGUGAAGCCGCUUCAGACCCAACACUUAAAAAGCAAUGCCUCGUAGCACUCCGGACGGGACGAGCCUGGAAAGACAAUCACACCAUGGAACAGCAGGGUCACUGCAAACUGAAGUCAAAGCCAUGUUUCUCAUGCGCGUUUUUAUGCAUCAUUGUCGGCAAAUACACAAAUUUUAAUGUGAAUUUCUUUCUCCUAAGAUAGUUGUACAGGUACAACUCGAUCUCUUUUUGGUGUGGGUGCGUGUGUUUUUGGAGUGGGUGGAGCUUGUUGGACUGCUGUUAUGACUGAAGUUUGUUUUAAAGAAAAAAACCCAGUCUGCUCCUUUUCAAACAUGUAAAUAUGUCCAAAUAUUGUUUUGUUUGCAGUUUUUAAAAAUUUUAACGUAAACUAUCGUGUGAAAGUAUACGGCACUAAGACGGUAAACACUAUUGUGUAAGGUGUUGCUAGGUGUGACCUUUCAGAGGUUUUAUGGAAAUUGAACUUAUUGCAUUAUUGUUCUGUAUAUAAAAAAAGUGACUAAAGGAGUGGCGGAUCAA
This is a messenger RNA of Silurus meridionalis, 1003 nucleotides long. It is a transcript of the gene samd13, whose product is annotated as sterile alpha motif domain containing 13. The record is from RefSeq and is a predicted model, not a curated record. The transcript is spliced from 4 exons. Lineage: Eukaryota; Metazoa; Chordata; Actinopteri; Siluriformes; Siluridae. Gene Ontology annotation, molecular function: protein binding. Bases 202 to 513 code for a protein of 103 amino acids.